Messenger RNA from Xyrichtys novacula (pearly razorfish), 9773 nucleotides. NCBI's taxonomy places the organism in Eukaryota, Metazoa, Chordata, Actinopteri, Labriformes, Labridae. The record is from the annotation of a GenBank genome assembly.
CGGAAGUCGAUGUGUUUAUGAAUUUUAAUAAACUUGUUUUUUUUUCUUCUUUGUGUUCUGCUGUGAGCAGUCGCUGGCGGCCACAGCCGCGCUGACAAAGGAGGUGAUUUGUUAGUCUUUACAGCCCCGUUAGUGUCUCCGGUUCGAGUCUUCUGAUGGCGGAGAGUCCGGACAGCAACGUCCGGCAGCGGACACACAGCGGCGGCACCGGCCCGACGGUGAGAGACGGUUACAGCGGAGACAUGUUCACCUGCAGUGUGCUGCUAUGAUCAAUAAAUAUAUGCAUUCAUCUGCAUGUAUGGUUAAUGCAUUAGUGUUUGUGUAGGUCCGCCUGCAGGGUUGUGUAUUGAGGGCAGCGACGUCAGCGGGCUGCAGGAGCUCCUCGCUAUCUUUUUUCUUUUUUGAAUGCAGAGUAUUUCAAUCUACCCCAACAUCAAAGUUCAUCGAGUUUUUCUCUUGUUUAAAAAUGAACAUUUUACGUGCAAUUGUUGGAACAAGACUGAACUAAUGCACUACCAAACCUAAAUAUCUCAUUUAUGAGUGUAGGUUAUUACUCAGAGGGUUAAACUGAUUGUGUAUUUCAAGACCCUGAUCAGCUGGAGGGGCUUUGGUUUUUAUUCGUGUUCUUUUUUUAUUGCCUAUUUUGCUUGUUACUUGGAAACGAAGAGCUCUGGGCUGAGCAUGAAAGUGAGGAGUGAUGGCAUUUAACACCCAGUUAGGAAAGGGCCUCUGAAAACACAGCACUUGAAAAGUCUAUUUAAUUUGUAUUAAUCUUAUUUUAGACAGAUUACAGUAAUGAAAUUACUGAGGGCGUUUUCCCUUCUGAAGCUUGUUUUCUUUGUAAUGAUUCCGAUGAUAAAAUGGUACAGUGUUGCAUUUUUCUCACAGCUCUUUUUGUGUUCACACUGUUACACUUUAGAGCAGACCAAAGCAGACACCAGUCUAAUCUUUUCAUUCUUUCUUUCUUUUUUUUUAUCAGUGAGUGGAAAAAUAAAUGUUUGUAAUGAUUGCAGUUGAAAUUAAACAGUUAAAAAUGGUUCAAGCUAGUGUCAGCAUUUUUGUUAGCAGUCUGCCAUAAAAUCUCUAUGAUAGCUACAAUAUUAUAUUAACUUAAACAUAGCUUGACAUCAUGAAUAGAAUUUGGCUUACCACACUUCUCCAGUUUACAAGCAUGCAUCAAGCAUAAUAACAGUGGCAUAAUUUACAUGGUGAACCGCCCUCCUACAGGUGGUGAAGGUGGAGUCAGGCCUGUCAGAUUUGCCGGUCCUCAGCCCCUCACACGCAGCAGAGCUUCACUUCUUGCGGUCACGUGUUCGAGAGCUAGAGAGAGAAAAGGUGGAGCUGUCAGCAGAAAACCAGAGACUGAAGAACAUGCUGGUCCAUGGUGAGUCAAUUUGUUACAACAAUGUUACAGUUUCAUUUAGCAAAUGCUUUUAUCUAAAAUGAACAUCACAUUCAAGAGCAAGAACAACACAAGCAAAGAUCUAGACAAGAGGAAACAAGAUCAGUAAGAUCAACAAAGUGUUUCAAGUCUGUUUGGAGGCAGGUACUGCCAGCAGUGUAAAGGCAAUGCACAGGGUACAAGAAGGGUUUUUUUUUUCUGUUUCUUCUUGUUGAUGAACUACAACAAAACAGCAACCAAUCAAUUUAAGAACCUUUCCUCAUCACCAUCAAUUAAAUUUGUCUUCAACACAAUAAUGACCAAAGUACCAAGUGUUGUGUCACUCACAAAGAGCUGGGCACGAAAAUCCCAGAGUAGAGCAGGACAGAAAGAGUCGACUGUAGCUCAAGACCAGUGGCGGCUGCUGGUCUUUCAAGGAGGGGAAGGUCAUUUUUCUGGCCUACAUCAUAAUUGUGUUUGUUUAUUUGUAUGUAACAGAACAGAGUCGCCAAACACAACGGCAGUCGUUUUUAACAAAGACAAAAGUCGCUGAGGAUCGGUAAAGUCUCCGGAGCAGUUAAGAACAACGGAAUGAAUAACUUGAAAAAUGCUCUGGUAGAUGUUUUAUUCUUCAAGAUCGUUGAUUCGCUUGUUUAGCUGUCAAUCAAAAAAGGAUUUCGCCUCAGACAGCACAUUCAAUCAUGGAUGCAGAAGCUCAGCGUCCACGAGAAAGUUGGGACCGCCCUCUCGUCAUAGAACUCCAGAGACGCUGAGCGUCCGAUGGGCAGGACAAAGCCCAGCAUUUAUCCAAUGAGCGUCUAGUUUCGCUGCUGGAACAACCCACUUUGAGCUUCCACAUUGAAGUCAGCAGACGCUGAGCGUCAGGCUGUGUGAAGCGCUGAGGCGCUGUGAGGAUGAAUGAGAACGAAGUUAUGCCGGUUACCUGUGAUUAUCAGCUUCUUAUCACAGUGUGAUAAGAGUUCUGAACAAAGAUGAAGGCUUUCUAGCGCGUAUUUAGUUAAUGAAAUGAACACACAGCAGUACGUAUUUCACCACUUUUCUUUUUUUUGGGGGGUGACAUUUUAAGGGAAGCUGAGCUUCCCUGCAGUCUUUGAGCAAUUGCACUGCUCAAGACUCAUUUAACCACUGGGGACACCAAUAGAGACUAGUUUAGCCAAGUGCAUUGUGUUCUCUGAAUGGCUGGGUCUUUAAUGAACAUAGAGAGGGACUCUGCUGAUCGAAAGGAGUUGGGUAAUUUAUUCCACCAAGGGUUGGGCUGGUGACUUUGGGGCCUGAUGUGCUGGAAGCACCAGGCACCUCUCAGUGGCUGAGCAUAGUAGGUGAAAAGGGGUGUAGACCUGGAUGAGGGGUUCCAGGUAAACUGGAGCAGUUUUGGUUACUGCUUUGUAAGCAGUUAUCAGAGUUAAAGCGAGGAGUGACGUAAGCUGUCUUGGGAUGGUUGGUGACAACAUGUUCUGCUGCAUUCUGGAUCAUUUGCCGAGGUUUAACUCUACAUGCAGGGAGGCCUGCCAGUAAGGAGUUGCAGUAGUCAAUGUGUGAUAUUACAAGAACCUGAACCAGGAGCUGUGCUGCAUGUUCUGUCAGAUAGGGUCUGAUCCUCUUGAUGAUAUAGAGGGCAAAUCAGCACGACUGAGCAGUUGAGGCAACAUGAACCCUGAAGGUUAGCUGGUCAUCUGUCAUGUCACCCAGAUUUAGGGCAGGUAUGAGUUUAUUUGAGUAAUAUUGAAUUUCAAUAUCACUCACAUAAUGGUUUGUUAGUCCAUGGCUGAAGGUCAGAAAAGAGUCCUUUUUUUAACUUACUGUGACAAGCUGACAUCUGGACAUCUACUUUUCUCCUUCAGAUUUAAAGGUGGGAUUGGCAGGAUCUGAGGAAGUGCCAGUUUUUGGGAAAAAUCUUGAAUGUAAACACUACCCCUACCAACUAAUUUCCCCCUCAGCACCACCUCUCUCCUCCCUCUCUGCUCCAGCAAGCCCUGCCCAUAAAACAGACGCUCUUGCUCGCUUGUAUCGCUUCAAUUAAAUUCAGAUAUAAUGCAGAUAAAUACUUCAGAUAAUUACAAAUGGGGCCCAGUCAACAUUAAAAUAAAAAGCAUUGUCAUGACUGCAGAUGCUGACAGACUACCAGCAAACACAAUGUUUGCAGGACUUCUACAACUAGGUUAAAGUGACAUACUCCAGGACCUGAGAUAAACAGUUUAGUGGCGCUACAACACGCAGCAGGUCCCGUCGCACGAGAAACACUUUUGUUACAGACAAGGGGUCCGUAAGAUCCCGGAGCAUGCCCCACUGUUUAUGCCUUUUGACAUUGACCAUUCUAGCUCUUGUCCAGUCUACCUCCUUUUAAGUGCCUUUUAUUGCGCCAGAGUCUCUGGUAUUUACUUAGUUUCUUGCUUGUGUUGGCAGUCGUGGCCAAAGGAGGAUUCAGACAACGUUCCGUACUUUCUUGAUGGUUUCUACUGUUCGAUAUUGUAACCUGCUAACUUUGUUUGGGCUCAUGCACGUUAUUCAAGGACGUGGAGCAUGCCUCACAAUAUGAGGGAGCAGCAUCUGACACACAAACAAUCAGCACUAAGGAGCAGCGUCUGCCUCACAACCAAUCAGCAUGAGGGAGCAGCGAAGAACAGCUUUGUUUACAGUCAGAAAGAGCGGGACGCUCAAAAAUUUUAAAAUGUUGACAACACAAACAUAACAGAACACAGAAAUAUCAUUAUAUUCCCAAAUGUAAUCAAUAACUAAUAGCUAUUGACUGAUAUUACAAGCUUUUUUGUUUAUACACCACAAAAAAGGAUGCUUUCUUAACGGAAUCCUGCCUACCCCACCUUUAAGUUUUGGGUUUAAUUUUGGGUAUGGUUUAAUUUCACAAUGUUGAAUCUAACUUUAUUUUCAAGAAAUCCCUGGACUCCUCUCAACCAUGUGGCAAACACUGGCCCAGGCCAACAACCACCAGUCCGUCCCCACGACAACAGGAAGGAGUGACAGUUAUGCUGGGUACACACACUACCAACCCCCAACAACCAACCAGGAUGGGGACUUCAGCCCACAUGUUUACAUCCAGCAGCUCCAGGAGGAGCUGAGUGGGGACAUGUCUGAGUCCUGGGGCCCACUUGGCUCUGACAGCGAGGAAAUGCCAGUUGGAGCAGAUCUGGGCCUAGGGAGCCACAUGGCUGAGGAGGCACCACUUUGCAGUCAAACUGAUAUGGAGGAGCUGAGGAGAAGUUGCUCUGAGAGCCAGUGCACCAGUGGACACGUUAAUGGACAGGUAGAGACAUGCCUCGACCAAUUUCUACUUCAUUUGUUUGAUCCCAUUUUGAGUUCUUUGCCCACAUCUGUGUCUGAUCAUUUUUAUGAAUAGGCUUUUCAACGGCUGGUAGUCAUUUGGUUAUCUGCUAACAUACAUGUAUUGAACACAUUUACCUUACCUGCUCCCUCCAGGUGAGCCAGGUGGAGGUCUAUCCCGGCUCUGGUGUCCUCUGUGAUGCCCGCUCAUGGCAGGCAGCCAGUCAGGCCCAGUCUCCAACUGCAAUGGCGCGAACACUUUUGAUGGGUGUGUUUGAUAUGAACACUCUGAUGAACAGUAACCUUAGAGGUGGACGGAGUCGCCGGCCAGCUUUCCACCCACAACGCAGCGCACUCGAUCCACGCAAGAUCAACGCAAUCUUCAGUGAGUUAAGAUAGAUUUCAUCAUUAUCUGAUUAUCUGACCUUAACUUCCUUUAAAAGUAUUCCUGUCUUUGUUUUUCAGAUGCCAUCUUGGCUCGGUUUCCUCUCGCCAAGAGAGGAGUCAUUGGCUCAGGCAUCAACUCCAAACUGUCUGAGAUACGUUUCCGAUCCCGCAAAGCCAAUCGUGAUCCACGGUUUCUCUGACAGAAGUCUUGCUGGUCUGCAAACUUAACAUCGAUGUGAACACCACAGUCUUCCUCUGUUGGACUAUGAGGAGCUUACAGGUGGACUGACAGUUCAGUUUUAAACUGCUCUCCAUAUUAAUCUGUGUUCCCAUGACCACCCAGUAAUCUGCAGUUUAUUGCUUCAAAGAAACACAAAGUGUCUGCAAAAAAGACACAAAACUACCUCAUAGAGACUCAAAAACACCACAAAGACGCAAACUGACCAAAAUGAUUCACAAUGUUAAAUGACCACAAAGACAUGACUACAAAAUUUGGGACACAGCAACAAGAAGAACUAAACAACCUCAUGAAGAAGUCAACAAAGACAUUAACACAAAAUUACCUUCUACAAUUAUACCCUCAAUUCCAAAAUAGCGGGGAUGUCAUGGAAAAUACAUUGGGCUCUAUUUUGAUGCCUUGCCGGAGACGUGACGCAGGUGCGGCGUAAGUCAGGUCCGCUGCGCCAACCAGGCGUUCCCAAGCACAAUUUGGUAUUUUGGUGAGCGGCGCAGCCAGGCGUAAGUAUCCCCCCUCCCUAACUCAGCUCCUCCUAGCGGCGUAAGUCGUAGCAAGGGAGGAGAGAGGGCGUGGAGUGGGUUUAACACAGCCGAGACCUGUAUUGACCAAUAACAUCACCUCCUCUCCUUGCCUUUAAAUCCGCCACCGGCGAGGCGUAUUACUAUUUUUGUGAAGUAGUCAAAGAGACCAUGAGAUUUCUGAAGACAAUAAUGCCACAUGAUGGCGACAGAAGGCAGCCCCUCAACAAGUGUCACUGUAAGCGCUGCAGAGGGAGUCUUUCACACUGUCUCAUAUGAGCACAGAUGGAUUUGGUGUGUGUAAGUUUGGACCCACUAGUAAGACAAACACCCUUUCCACAUAUAAAGACACUCACAUAAAGUUGCACAUAUUCAAACCUCACGUGACAAAGGUGGGUUGUGCACAGAGAUCACAUCAUAAACUCCAAUAAUGGCAUUAAAAUCAGAACCAUCUGUGUGUAAAUGACGCAUCGCGCUCUGUGGCCUGGCUCUUUCUUUCAUAGAUGUUGGCAUAUGAAAUAAAUUUUGCUCACAAAACUGAAUAUUAUAAUAUUCGUAAGUCGGCUCAAGUAAAUAACUCAUCUGAUCACUGAAACAAAUCAUCUGUUUAGCCGCUGCAGUAGGAUGGGGAGAGGACACGGAGACAUGUCCAGGUCGAGCUGCGCGAGAAAUAAAAGGAAGAGGAAGAAAGAAAAGGAGGGAGACAAAUUACAUAUCUUGUUAACUUCAUCAUGUGUGUCUAUUUACUAGAUAUUAAAUUUAAUUUAAUGCGGUUUUCAGUUUUUGUUGAUUAUUUAUUGCACUGAAAUGUGCCUGACACUGUGGGAACCUGCCGGUGAGGCAUCAGUGACGUAUGCCUAUACGCCGCCGGUCUACCAAAAUACCACUAGACUAGCUUCGCUGACCAGGUUUGAAUCGGCUUUCCAACCAUGAACCCUGAAGCGCACUUUUUAUGCCACCGGCAGCCACGAAAAUGUCACUGCGCCAGCUGAUUCUGUCGACACCUCCCUCUGCCACACCACCACGCCCAGGUGGUGGAUCUCGGUGCGCCUCAGUCCAUGAAAAUACCAAACUGGCUGUAUGCCGGGCUCUGCCAGACGAAAAUACCACUGUGCGGGGUCCGCCACCCUUCGCCGCCUCGACGGCGAACAUGAAAAUAGAGCCCAUGGUGUUUGUAUGUCAUUUAAAAUAUAUACUUGCUUGAAAAUAGCAUAAAGACAAAAUGUCAGGUAUUGAAACUGAAAUUUUGGUACUGGCAACACAUUUCACAGAAAAUAAGGAGAGGUACAACAAAACAUAAAAAAGUUUUGACAUGCCUCAAAAUACCUUGAGAAACUUUUCCCUACCAGUUGGAUUAGUCUCCAACAGGUUAGUCACAUAACUGAGUAUAAAUAGAGCGCUCUAAGAAAGCUAAGACUCUCUGAAGUAAAGUUGCAAGAGGUUUAACACUCUUGUUUGGGACUGCGUGGGCAUGCAGUGCAACAGUUAGAGAAAAUGUUCUUUUGUAUGAAACAUAGACUGUAUAUACUAAGGACAACUUGGUCCUGCCUUCCACCAGUAUACCGAUUUGAAGCCAAAAAGCUCUCGGUAAUUCUGUUUUCUCUCCAUUUCCUGAAACCAACAUUGCGCAGUAGCGUUGUACGCUCUCCACCACUUGCGCAGUAGCAUUGUACGCAUUUGGCAGGAGAGUCGCUGUGAUGACGCUCGGCUCCAACAGCGUAUACCCCGGUGAGCUACGCAAUCCUCUUAUGCCCAUAGGCUGUAUCAGGUGUCAAUCAUAGAAAACACCUCCUAAUAAAUUCUAAAAACGAGCUGUACAAAAAAAGGGGACUUGAGCACAAACCAGUCUUACAGUAACUACAUGUCAACUUUGCAACCGGGGGGGAAAAAUUAUGUUCUGUGUAAUAAAUUUCUAAAGUUUGUCAACAGCCCCAUAAGCUUUACUGGCAGAGGGCCGCAUUCAUGACUUAUACUGCAGCCCGUCAACAGAGGGUGCUGUUCUCGGAGUGGCUUCACCCAGCGAGAAGGCACACGCUGUCCAUUCUAUAUACAGUCUAUGUUAUGAAAUUUAAAGAAUUUGGGGAUUUUACAAUUUACGAUACGUUGUCAUUAAAUGAUUCAGAGAAUCUUGAGAAAUCUCUGUACAAAAAUGAUAAGGUUAAAAACCAAUACCUGAUGGCUCUGAUCCGUGGGCACUCCGGCAGCACUGCUUUAAAAUCAGACAUGACUGUAGUGGAAAUCACUGCAUUAAAAAACCAUUGUCUGUGUAUACAGUUUGUUUCUGCAUGAUUAUAUGCUGGUUAAAAUUUGAUUAUAUAAAAAAAUGAACAUAAUCCAGAAAUGCCAGAAACCUACCCAGGUUUGAGCCCGUUAAAGAACAAAUCAAAACCUGACAGUCUUUUUUGGAAAUCAUGGAUACCACAUCCUCUGCUCUAAAGAGGGCUCACCUUUUUUUUUUUUUUUUCUUAAUCAAUGCACUGAUCAAAAGCAGUAUCUAGGAUAGGAUAGUUAAGUCUGCUCCUGAGACAGCAUGAUUAAUACUAAUGUACAGGUUUAGAAGCAACAUAUGCUGCUAUCCAGACAAUGAGUUUUAAAUCGAAAACUUACAUAUUUCAACAAGACAAUGACAAACCAUAUUUUACAACAGUACGACUCUGUAGAGGAGAGUCCAGCCUAACUGCACUUUGGACUUGUCACCUAAUGAAAGUAUUUGGUGCAUCAUAACGUGAAAAUUAUGAGAAAGGAGAUUCUGAAGUGUUGAUCAGCGAAUGUCCUACAUCAGGAAAGUACUGACGAGUUGCCUUUGCACGAUUACUAUUUCAUAGGUAAAAGGUUUGCAAACCAUCAAAUUGUGUUUUUAUCAACAUCUUCACACAGCAUCCUGACUCUUUUGGAAUUUGGAUUUUACUGCACAGAUAACUAGAAAAUUCCCUUUCCCUUUGGGAAAUUUUGAAAGGGCCAUGGGGGCUACUCCUGGGAUGUAUAUAUUAUGAUGAGAUUCUCCAGAGAUUUCAAAUAAUAAAUACUAGUAGCAAUGUGAUACUAUAUACAAGAAUCACACCUACAACAAACAUUUAUUUUUCAAGUAUUUAUUUAUACAACAGAAAAAAAAUCUUUGUAUCAGCCUCAAUGAGGAGCAGAGAGAGACAAUGCCACAUUUAGAGGCUCAGUGUUUAAAUUCUGUAAGUCGCUCUGCUUAGAUGAACACAUCAUCAGAGACAGAACAAGUGUGUCUAAAACUGUGGGAAAAACAAUGCAUGCAGAGUGUAAUUUGUGGCCAGAAGAAGCGUGGAAAGAGAAAAGUUUCAGACAAUUCCAGGCACUCUAGCCGAUGAUGUCACCCACUCUGGCAUGAACAUUCCAUGCAAAACACACCCAUUGUAAUCUAAAAGACUUGUGUCUACAUUUUAAAGUUUGAAUGAAAUCUUUAGGUGAAACGAUGCCUAGCUGAUAGUUCUUUCUUUUUUGGCUUUUCCCAUUCCCGACUUAUUUGGUGAAAAAUUCACAUACAGUAGAGAAAUCCUGAUCAAACCACACGUUUUGAUUCUCUACUUGUCCUACAACUCUUCAAGCUGUAGGACAAGUAGAGAAUCAAAAUUUGUCCAGAAGAGGAAUGAAAAAAAAUUCUCAGUAUAACAAUAGUGCCUCGGGGCCUUGCACCGUGGCCCUAAUAAAGGUGUAGAUAAAACUAUAGACAGCCUCCAAGACCUCCCUCAGAGAACCGAAUGACCUCAAGAGACUUUUCUUGACCACAAAGACAUGACUUUAAAGGACUUGCUUGUGUCGGUUUUUGUUGUAAUUUCAUCUGUCAGGACAGUCUUUGAUUUUUUUUAAACUUCUUUAUAUGUAUUUACUGUAUGUGUUGCAGAAUUGUUAAGAUAUUGCGUGAAGUGACGUGUUUUUGUCAUGUCAGAUGUGUAAAUAAAGCAUCAAUCAGUAUCAAUGAACUCUG